AUGGGAGGAAUAAGGACUACUGGAGCUUCAAGGGGAGCUUUAUCCAGAGGAGGCCGUAGUGGACCGGUUCAAGCUAGGGGAGCGCCUUCUAGUGAUUCGGCAGUGACCCCUCAAGUUACUUGUGGGUACUGUGGUAAACCCGAGCACUCUGAGAAUGACUGUUGGAGAAAGUCUGGGAAGUGUUUGGCUUGUGGUAUUACCAAUCACCAACUUGCGAACUGUCCAAGUAAAAUGAAGAUAGGAAGGAACACUCAAAGGCCAGAAAAGUCAAUCUCUAAGCAGACCAGUGCUAGAGGAAGUCAACCUAAGGUGCCUGCUAGGGUUUAUGCACUGGACCAUCAACAGAUACCCGAGGCGACUGAGGUGGUUAAAUGUACGGUUCCUAUUUGUCACCGCUUAGCUAGGGUUUUAAUUGAUUCAGGUGCGACACAUUCCUUUGUAAACCCUAACUUCAUGCGCGGAAUAGAUUUGAAACCAAUUAAAUUACCUUAUGACUUAGAGGGUAGAAUGCCUACUGGGAAUCAAAGUCUAAUCGCUAACUUGAUGUAUAGGGAUUGUGAGAUCUGGAUUGGAGAACAGAAAUUAAUGGCCGAUCUGAUAGGUUUAGCGAUUAAGGGGUAUGAUGUGAUCUUAGGAAUGGACUGGUUAACCCGUUACAAUGCCCAGUUGAAUUAUAAGACGAAAAUAGUAGAAUUGUGCAUUCCGGGAGAAGCAACCUUGAAACUGGAUGUAAGGGGUAGAUUAGCCUCAUCUGCACUUAUCUCAGGAAUCCGAGCUAGGAAAAUGUUAAGUAAGGGAGCUCAGGGAUAUUUGGCUUUUCUAAUCAACACUCCUAGUGAUAAAGUGAGAUUGGAGGAUAUGCCUGAAGUGAAAGAGUUUCCAGAUGUCUUUCCUGAAGAGUUAGAGUCUACCCCCGAAAAGGGAAAUAACUUUUAA
Coffea arabica (coffee) is the source of this 936-nucleotide messenger RNA. RefSeq lists its product as uncharacterized. NCBI's taxonomy places the organism in Eukaryota, Viridiplantae, Streptophyta, Magnoliopsida, Gentianales, Rubiaceae. The record is from RefSeq and is a predicted model, not a curated record. Gene Ontology annotation, molecular function: aspartic-type endopeptidase activity; nucleic acid binding; zinc ion binding. Gene Ontology annotation, biological process: proteolysis.